Molecule: messenger RNA, 501 nt
Organism: Wallemia ichthyophaga EXF-994
Lineage: Eukaryota; Fungi; Basidiomycota; Wallemiomycetes; Wallemiales; Wallemiaceae
Product: Riboflavin kinase
Exons: 3
Coding region: 1-501 (166 amino acids)
Biological process (GO): riboflavin biosynthetic process; FMN biosynthetic process
Cellular component (GO): mitochondrion
Molecular function (GO): riboflavin kinase activity
Source: RefSeq, a predicted model, not a curated record
AUGGGUGAAGGACGAGCACUUGUCGUCGGAUCUGAGCCAAUCUCUCCUCCAUUUCCACUUAGAAUGCAAGGAUAUGUUCAAAGAGGCUUCGGAAGGGGAAGUAAAGACCUUGGAAUACCAACAGCCAAUCUCCCUGAAGAGAGUUACAACGAGAGCUUCAAGCUUCUCGAUGCAGCCAAGAACACUGGUGUCUACUACGGUUGGGCAAAGGUAGACGGCGUGGAGAAUGCUCAAGUACAUCCGAUGGCCAUGUCCGUUGGAUGGAAUCCUUACUACAAGAAUGAGAAGCUCACAGCGGAAGUUCACAUUAUGCAUAACUACGAUAUGGAUUUUUACGGCAAAAAUAUGCGCGUAAUAGUCACCGGAUACGUCAGACCAGAAUUGGAUUACUCGACUCUCGAAGCCCUGAUUGAGGACAUAGAGUUUGACAAAAAAGUAGCAAUACAUUCAUUAGACAGACAAUCAUAUAAGUUAUUGAAGAGUGAUAGUUUCUUCAAUUGA